This is a messenger RNA of Tarenaya hassleriana, 2238 nucleotides long. RefSeq names its product R3H domain-containing protein 2-like. The transcript has 6 exons. NCBI's taxonomy places the organism in Eukaryota, Viridiplantae, Streptophyta, Magnoliopsida, Brassicales, Cleomaceae. Gene Ontology annotation, molecular function: nucleic acid binding. The record is from RefSeq and is a predicted model, not a curated record. The coding region runs from base 178 to 1569 and encodes 463 amino acids.
GAAUUCACUCGACACUUUCGCCCGACCUUGGAAUCUCAAACCCUAACCCCCUAAAGUCCCUAUGAAAUUAGCGAUUCGAGCUCAAAACACUGAAACUAGCUCACUUGAUCUCCUCUGACGAUUGGUUUCUCUCUUCCCCCUUUUAACCUUCCUGCUGUACUCUGCUUGUCCGAUUCCAUGGCGGGGUCUACGGUGGAGGAUCUAGGGCUGCCGGAGUCGUGGGAAGCGGCCGAUCUGGACGCCGCGUUGAGCCGAUUGAUGCUUUCUUCGACGCCCUCGAACGAUCCUGCUCAGAGGGAGGAGCUACCUGAUGUUCAACCUCCUUCGCAGAUACAGACUUCGGGUUCUUCAUCCUCUGGGGAAAAGGUUUUAGAUGAUGCUGUCAAUCAAGUCGACCAGUUCCUUCGCGAGGCUCUUGAGAAUCCUCGCGAGCGUCUCUCUGUUUUGCGCAUGGAGCAGGAGGUUGAGAAGUUCAUUCAUGACCCAUCUCAACAGCAAAUGGAAUUUCAGCAGAUACCUACAUCAUACCUACGGUUGGCAGCACAUCGUGUUGCACAGCAUUACAAUCUUCAGUCAAUGGUUUUGUUAGAUAAUAGCUUACCUGAUGGUUCAGGUUCUAGAAUUAUUGUGCGCAAGACCUCGGAAUGUAGGCGUCCUGCAAUUCGCCUUGCGGACAUUCCUGUGAAUUUACGGUCAGAAGACAGCAGUGUAAUCAAGGUUGCCAUAAAACAGAGGCCUCAAAAACAGUCUUCAUUUGUCAGUAGCUCAGAUUCAGACACAGUUAAGACAAAUAAGUCCAAAAGUGUUGAGGAGAGAAAAGAGGAGUAUAACCGAGCCCGGGCAAGGAUAUUUAAUUCUUCUAAUCCGAGUAUUGGCCAUGGUGGAGAUCCUGAAAUUGAACAUCGACUGUAUGAUGGUUCUCGUGUAUCCAAACCAUCAAGGGUGGAGGAGAAAUUUACUGCAGGCCCAUCCGAUGCAACAUCUUCUAGGAGUUUGAUCGAUUCAUUUGCAAGUGGCAGCAGAACCACAAGAAGUAGGGUGGAGAUGGAAGCAACUGUUAGGUCUAAACCUAAUAAUAACCGGGUGGCAAUCUUCCGUGACCGUGAAACAGAGCUAAAAGAUCCCGACUAUGAUAGGAGCUACGACAGGUAUUUGCAGCGGUUUGACCCUGGGUUUGGCUUCAGCAAUGGGCCAUACACUAUUCAACCAAUGUUUACGCCUGCUGUAAAUUACAACACUGAAUUUCCACAGCUUGGGUCUACUCAUAGACCUCAGAUAUUUGUUGAACAUCAAGCUAGGCCUUUACCUCAGCAUCUCCCUGCACCUUGGGCUGGACCAUCGAACCCUGCCGGGAUUGCAUAUGUUCAUCCUGAACCAAUGAUGACUCCUUUUAGUCCAAGUCAUAUGGAUGCUCGCCCUAGUUCUACACUCUAUCUCCAUUCUUCUCAGUUCCCGUGUCAGCACCCUGGAAUGCCUUUUAUUCAUACUCAUGACCAUGUUCGCCAACCUUUUGCUCAGUCUCAUCAACCACAGUCUGAUGGUAGUUAUGAAUUGGCCCGGCCUCGAUAAGGGGUUUGGGCCAUGCCUGCACCCCGCCAGCAGUAGGCCAAGUUCAAGACGUGUUUGGCAAGCAAAAUCGAAGAUAUAUAUCUGCUGGUGGGAGAGUGCAGGCACAAAGAACCGAGCGGGAAUGAGCGACAUGGCUGCUUAUUCUUGUGCACGCCUAUGACAUUUUUCCGGGCUCGGUUCUCGAUAAAGCCUCAUACUAUUCUCUCUGGGUAAUUGAAGCUGCUUCUCUGGUGAACCACUUGAUUUGACCUUGAAUUAGGUCAGAGUUAUUAAAACACUUUGGAAACCUCUGUCAAGCAGAAGCCUGAGCAUCUAUGCCCUUGUACGGUCCACUGCCUCCGUCGAAACUUUGAACAACGGUGCCAUGGAAGUUUACGGGGGAGGGUGAAUACGAACAAAGAAACGAACCUGAAGUGAUUGGAAUCUACAGCGCCACGCAACAAAUACACGGUAGAGUGGUUGAGAUCAGUGCGUAUAUACACCAAGUGUAUAAAUAGUGAUAAAUUUGUAAAAAUGGACAAAUGACAACGAUCUCGUAUCUGAUCUACGGAUGAUCCAAACUUGUUUCCUCGGAUAUCCGAAAAUCAGUUACAUUGUCUAACCACAGACGCAAAUUCGAUAUUGAGUUACUCUAACCCAAGUACAUGUAUCCAUCAGUUUCUUUUCAUA